AUGCUCCACGCCACGCUCUGGCUUAAUCAGAUCAUCUGCAGUUCCGCAGUGACGUCCUGUGAAAGGGCGGCGAAGUGGCAAGAAGCCCUUCAGCUACUGCACCACAUGUACCAUACCGAAGUGCUGCCGGAUGCUAUCACGCUGAAUGCAGCCAUCAGUGCAUGCGCCAAAUCCGGACACUGGGAG
Symbiodinium necroappetens is the source of this 186-nucleotide messenger RNA. Lineage: Eukaryota; Dinophyceae; Suessiales; Symbiodiniaceae. The record is from the annotation of a GenBank genome assembly.